AUGGAUAAAAAGGAUAUUUUUCUUCCUCGCCCCAUCAAUACUGUAUUGGAGGGGAACAAGAAUUACUUAUCUUGGUCUCAAGCUAUGCGCAGUUUUCUUAAGGGUCGUAUGCUCUGGCAUUACUGUACUGGUGCAGUCGCUAUUCCUGUCAAAGGAGCUAGUGAAGAAGAUACUGUCUUUCUUGGUCGUAUGAUUGAAUGGGAUAGUCACAACCACAUGAUCCUCACAUGGAUUCGGAACACUUCCAUUCCUUCCAUUUCCAACCUGUUGGGCAGCUAUGAUGAUGCCAAGUCAGCGUGGGAUAUGUUGGCCAAAAGGUACUCCACUACUCAUGGCUCUAUGAAAUAUCAGUUAGUGGUUGAAUUGCAUCAACUCAGACAGGAACCAGGGCAAUCCAUCAAUGACUACUAUGAUCAGCUUCGCUUCAUUUGGGACCAAAUUGACCUUUCUGAUCCAACUUGGGCAUGUUCAAAGGAUGCUCAACAAUAUGCUUCCAUCAGAGAUGAAUUUCGCCUCUAUGAAUUCCUGAUGUCCCUUCACAAGGACUUUGAGCCCAUUCGAGGCCAGCUACUAAAUCGCAGUCCUGCUCCCUCUCUUGAUACUGCUGUGAAUGAGUUGGUUAGAGAAGAAGCUCGUCUUGCAACCCUUCAAGCUCAGAAUAAGCUCAAUGUUUUAGCUAUUACACCUUCUGCUCCACCCUUAGAGCAACCUCAACAAUCAGGUGAGUCCUCUGGCUCUAGCAAUCGUCGCAAGCAGACCUACAAAAAGUUCUGCAACUAUUGCAAGCGUCCUGGCCACACCAUUGAGACUUGUUAUCGUCGCAGCAAAUCUACUGCUGCUGUUGCUAAUACUGAGCCUACUCCGCCGAUGGCUUCCAUUUCAGCUGAGUCCCAGUCUUCUGGAUCCACUAUCAACCUCUCUCCCACUGAACUACAGGAGAUCAUAGCUCAAGCUGUUCGUAUGGCUGGUAAUGCAUCUCUUUCCACUGCUCUCUCUGUUCUGCCCGGUAAGUCUCAAACUUGGCUCUUUGACUCUGCCUGUUGCAAUCACAUGACACCUCACUCCUCCUUAUUCUCCAAACUUGACCCUGCACUAAAUAUUCAUAUAGCUGAUGGUUCCACCAUGCAUGGGAAUAGUCUAGGUUUUGUUUCGACCUCCAACCUUUCUGUUCCUGGAGUCUUCCAUGUACCUGACCUAUCCUAUAAUUUGUGCUCUGUGGGACAAUUAGCUGAACUAGGUUAUCGCCUUAUUUUUGACUAUUCUGGGUCUGCUGCAGUUUCUUCCUUACCAUCUCUUGCACUUUGGCAUUCUCGUCUUGGUCAUGCUUCAUCUUCUCGGGUACAACAGUUAGCUUCUAGGGGUCUGUUGGGUUCUGUGUCCAAAGACAAUUUUGAUUAUGAGUCUCUUGUUCCUUCUACAAAUACUUUAGACCCUUCUCCAGAUAUUUUUGAUACUCCUCCUAGACAGGUUGAAGAUGAACAGGUUGAUGACGAGCUACCCCACCUAGAGCCUGGGUCCCCUGCCCCUGCUCCGCCUGAAGAUCCUCCACAAGACAUUCCACAUCGCCACUCAACCCGGAAAAAUGCUUUCCUUAAUGGGGAUUUGAGUGAAGCAGUCUAUAUGCAACCUCCUCCUGGUCUCUCUGUUGACUCAAACAAGGUUUGUCAUCUUCGACGUGCACUUUAUGGUCUUAAACAAGCUCCACGAGCUUGGUUUGCCAAGUUCAGCUCCACUAUCUUUCGCUUGGGUUACACUGCUAGUCCGUAUGAUUCUGCCUUAUUUCUUCGUCGUACUGAUAAAGGCACCAUUUUGCUUCUUCUAUAUGUGGAUGAUAUGAUCAUAACUGGUGAUGACCUCAGUGGCAUUCAAGAACUCAAGGAUUUUCUCAGUCAGCAAUUUGAGAUGAAAGAUCUUGGACAUCUCAGUUAUUUCUUGGGUCUUGAAAUUACUCAUUCCACAGAUGGUCUUUAUAUUACUCAAGCCAAGUAUGCUUCUGACCUUUUAUCUCGAGCUGGACUUACUGACAGCAAGACUGUUGACACUCCGGUUGAACUUAAUGCGCAUUUGACACCCUCGGGGGGGAAACCAUUGUCUAAUCCUUCUCUUUACAGACGAUUGGUUGGCAGCCUAGUUUAUCUCACAGUUACUCGUCCAGACAUCUCCUAUGCUGUUCAUCAGGUGAGCCAGUAUCUGUCUGCUCCACGAUCUACUCACUAUGCUGCUGUUCUGCGCAUUCUUCGAUACCUGAAGGGCACUCUCUUCCAUGGCCUUUUCUACUCAGCUCAGUCUCCUCUUGUACUUCGUGCAUUUUCUGAUGCUGAUUGGGCAGGGGAUCCCACUGAUCGCAGGUCCACUACAGGUUAUUGCUUUCUCCUUGGUUCUUCUUUAAUUUCUUGGCGAAGUAAGAAACAAACCUUUGUGGCCCGCUCCAGUACUGAAGCAGAAUAUCGUGCCCUUGCUGAUACCACAUCUGAGCUCCUUUGGCUACGAUGGCUUCUUAAGGAUUUAGGUGUGUCCACAUCCUCUGCUACUCCCCUUUAUUGUGACAACCAGAGUGCCAUUCAUAUUGCUCACAAUGAUGUCUUUCAUGAACGGACUAAACACAUC
Messenger RNA from Quercus lobata, 2607 nucleotides. RefSeq lists its product as uncharacterized. The transcript is spliced from 4 exons. Lineage: Eukaryota; Viridiplantae; Streptophyta; Magnoliopsida; Fagales; Fagaceae. The annotation marks the transcript as partial. The record is from RefSeq and is a predicted model, not a curated record.